AUGCUCGCUGCAAAACGAAUACGACGGGGGAUCGGCUUGAGUUCAAGACGAUUCCUUCACGAUGGCUCAAAUACUCGAGAGGGAUGGCUGUUCGUCGACUCAGUCUUCCCUGUUCAAUUGGGUGUAUGGGAGUCGUACAUAUCUCGUCUGAGGCAAGACACGCUGCUAUCCGAACUGAAGGACAAGCUGUCCCGCGUUCAAGCUCAUAAAUUCACGAUCCUGGAGUUGGAACCCCACCUGAAAGACGGUGGAGUAUUCGUUCACUUCAAGUACGCGCUUCCGGACAGAGGGGAGGAGGAUUUGAAUACGCCGCAAGAACGUCGCGUGCUCCAUGAAAUAGAACGGCUGCUGAACGAGGAAGCAGAGAACGCCGGAGGUCUACCGUCGUGGAAUGGCAUACGAAGGGGUAAUGUGUGGCUCGUACAGGGAAGCCCGUGGAGAGAGGAUAUGAAUCGCUUCGCGUUUCCAAUGCUGCGCGUCUCGUUCGAGGGACCAGACGUCCCAGAGCAAGCACUCUAUCAACUCUUCAGGCCGUACGGUCGUAUCCAGGAGCUCACCAUGCCCACGGCCGUACCUGCUGGUACGCCCCGCUCUUCCGUAAUCACCUUCAGCCGAAUUCGACCUGCGGCAAUUGCCCGCAAUGUUGUCCACGGCUUGGAGAUCGCCUCUACACCGAGUACUGAUAACGCUGCGAAGGCUACAUUGACGCGACUGAGAAUAGCAUAUCAGAAACCUAUCCGAGCACAUGUCAUAAGGGACUGGACAGCAAACCAUCCGAGAAUAGUCAUUCCCGUCAUCGUUUUCCUGCUUGGCUCCAUUACAUACACGGUCUUCGACCCCGUACGCGCCAUGAUGGUGCAAGCGAAGAUGCAAAAUUGGUUCGACUAUCACGAGUGGACGCUGUACAAAUGGGCGUGCAAUAUGCUACCAACUCAGUUGAUUUCCUAUCUCGCUUCGGACUCCCACUCUUCAUCAUCCAAGAACAAACGCUCACUAUCCGCGGCGAUGCGUGCGCAACGGUCGAAGGAGUUGUCUUCUGAUCUAGAAAUCCAGGGUGUGUGGAAAGAACGCCAGGAAGUCGAGCGGACGAUUAGGACAUACCUUGAUGAUUUUCCAACUACUGUCGCAUUUCUUCACGGGCCGCAAGGGAGCGGCAAGUCAAGACUACUGGAGACCAUGAUCCAGGAUUCAGAUCGACAUGUUCUGCAUAUUGACUGUCGAGACCUCCAGAAGGCCGUAUCCGACCCACAACUUGUCGGCGCUCUGGCGAGGCAAACGGGUUACUGGCCUGUAUUCACCUUCCUUGAUUCCAUGAGCAGUUUACUCGAUUUGGCGAGCGUCGGUUUGAUCGGGCAGAAGGGCAUGUAUUUUCAUCUCUCGACUGGCUUCUCCAGUUCCCUCCCAGACCAACUGACACAGGUGUUAUCUGUUGUCACGCGUGCCCUGCAAGCGACCUCGGCGUCUCACAUCCACGCAGCCGCUCUCAAACGGGCGCGCGAGGAGCAAGACGAAGAGCGAAAGGCUGAGCAGAACAUCGUCCUGCACAAAAUAAGGCAUGGUACAUGGCAUGACGGACGUCUGGAUUGCGUAGCGGGCAACGGCGUUAUGAGCGAACUGGGGAUCGGGGACGAGGCGAUGGGUGUAUUGGAGGACGAGUACGGCGAUGACGAGAAGAAGAAUGGGCACCAUAGGCAGCCUGUCGCUGAUGCUGAAGCGAUAUCAGCCAUUCCGAUCGUGAUUAUUCGCAAUUAUUCGCCGUCUAAUAAGGCGGGUGGCAGCAAGGAGGAUUUGCUGGCUGUUUUGGCGCAAUGGGCAGCUGGCCUCGCUGAGAAUCGAAUCGCCCAUGUUAUUGUUGUUAGCGAUAACAGGGAAAAUGCCAAACGGCUCGCUAAAGCUAUUCCAUCCAAACCUCUCAAUUCUAUAGCCCUGUCCGAUGCGGAUACCAGUAGCGCUUUGUCAUUCGUGAAGCAGAGAUUACGGGAUUCCGAUAUCGACGUUCAUUUUACAAAGUCCGAGACCGAGCUCGUCGAGCGGCUUGGCGGGCGGGCAAGUGAUUUGGAAAGCCUUAUACAUAAAGUGACCAAUGGACAAGGCGUUGCAGAGGCUGUAGAAGAUAUCGUAGUGCGCGGGGUAAGCGAACUACGGAAGAGCGCAUUUGGGGAUGAUGUGGACGACGCGAAGAGCCUUGCUUGGUCAAGGGAGCAGGCGUGGGCAGUCUUGAAACUACUGGCCAAGAAACCGGAGGUGUCAUACCAUGAGGUAUUGAUAGAAUUUCCGUUCAAAGGAGACGAGUCUCCGUUGAGGAAUAUGGAGCAUGCCGAAUUGAUUGCUAUAGGGACAGUGAACGGCCGCCCAUCGACCAUCCGCCCCGGCAAACCCGUCUAUAAAUACGUCUUUGAGCGCCUGGUCAAGGAUCCGAUAUUCCAAGCCAACCAGGAUAUCGCGUACAACAAUAAAGUCAUAUCUAGCGCGGAGACUACCAUAAAACUAUGCGAAGAGGAGCUGGGGACGUUGGAGAAUAUUCGGGAGCAGGAGGCGAGGACUAGAGGCUGGGGUGAUUGGGCGUUUGGAUGGAUGUGGGGGAUGCGGGCGUGUGAUGCGAGGGCCGCGUAUUUGUUUGAUAAGAUGGGGAAGGCUGGGAAGAAGGUCGAGAUUCUGGAGAGGAAGAACGAGGAGCUGAAGAAGGUGCUUGCGACCGCUGAGUGA
Molecule: messenger RNA, 2706 nt
Organism: Pleurotus ostreatus (oyster mushroom)
Lineage: Eukaryota; Fungi; Basidiomycota; Agaricomycetes; Agaricales; Pleurotaceae
Gene: YME2
Product: mitochondrial escape protein 2
Exons: 16
Coding region: 1-2706 (901 amino acids)
Cellular component (GO): mitochondrial inner membrane
Molecular function (GO): ATP hydrolysis activity; nucleic acid binding
Source: RefSeq, a predicted model, not a curated record